Penicillium macrosclerotiorum is the source of this 2370-nucleotide messenger RNA. RefSeq names its product ubiquitin-associated-like domain-containing protein. The transcript has 7 exons. NCBI's taxonomy places the organism in Eukaryota, Fungi, Ascomycota, Eurotiomycetes, Eurotiales, Aspergillaceae. Gene Ontology annotation, cellular component: nucleus; cytosol. The record is from RefSeq and is a predicted model, not a curated record. The coding region runs from base 1 to 2370 and encodes 789 amino acids. Gene Ontology annotation, biological process: protein deubiquitination. Gene Ontology annotation, molecular function: protein binding.
AUGGCGUCCGAACCGCCAGAGGACGCUAUUGCGAACUUCGUCAGCUUCACCAGCACGACGCGCGAGCAAGCUAUCAGCUUCCUCAAGGCUAAUAACCUGGACUCUCAAAAAGCUAUCAACGCCUACUUCGAAGACCCGACAGGUCCCCGGACAAAGACAACUGGCCUUUACAAUGAAAGUAGUGGUUCUUCGUUCGGAUAUGGACAGCAAGACAAUGCGCCCAAAAUCCCUGCGACAGCACCUCCCUCACGCCCUCCUUCCCGAGUCAACAUGCAUGAAACAAGUCAAGGCGCUAGAACAGAUGACCCAGUCUCUGUGGCAGUACAGAGCAAUACGGGCACAUCGGGCUCGGGGCAAGGACUAAGUUUGGCGGAGCGUGAAGAACAAGAAUUACAACAAGCAGUGGCCAUGUCACUGAACCAAGGCAUGGGACAGCAGGAGUCUGGAGUGACGGCAAUCAAUCAACAACCCCACUUUGGGAAGGCAACACGCGAUCACUACGACGAAGGGGCAUGGGCAAUGACCUUGUUCAAUGCAACCUCACAGGAAGUUGUUAUCAGCCCCAAUCCUGAAGAUCGCAAAAGGAUUGACGGUGAGCCUGCGUUCAUUCGACCGACUCAGGAUAGCCUCUACCUGGGAGGAUUUCUCACCAUUCUCCACGAGAUUCCCCUUGCGCGAGAAGCUUUGCUGCUUCGAAACAAAGUUCUUUUUGACUAUGGGAAUGACGCCCAGUGGUGGAAUGGGCAACCAAUCAAUCUUCCUAAAAUCGUGACAAUUCACGAUGGAGCAAGCGGGGAUAGCGACUGGGACGAUAUUAUUCAUGAGACACAGCGACUGAUGGUCUUUCUGGACAAAACACAACGUGCCUUUGGGAGCAGUGAUGCGCUGACAAACCUCAAAAGCAUGAACGCCCUUUCAUCCGACUCAGAAGAAGCGAUCGCGAGAUUCUUGGAGACAUGGCAUGCUGCUGCGAUUCGGGCCGAUCCCGAGAACCCCUUGGCGACCGUUUUCAUGACCCAAGCGUAUAAAACAUCCCCAUUCGACGAGGGAGAUGAGGCGAUUUCGAAAGAUCUCUUUCUCUUUGAGCCUCUUGUGGAAGGAGACCACGGACAGACCCUCUACGAUGUUUUGGACAAUGCCAUCUGGAGUGACCGGCCUGGGGAAAGUCUGGAUGAUGUCUGGCUCGAGCAUGUGGGCGAUGUGGUCAUCAUGAAACUCGACGCUUUCGAUAAUGGCAAGUCUGUGGAUGUGAAAGCACCGGCUGUUUUCUACCCAGAUCGUUACAUGAGCAGUUGUCGAGAACUUGCCAUUGAGCUCCGGACAAAAAGACUUCGUGUGCAGGAGGAAGUUCAAGAAUUGGAAAGAUUGAUUCAACGAUACACCAAAACACAGGCGACAAAAGGUAGUGCUACGAUGAAAGAUCUCCUAGACAAGGCAGCAGCGGCAGUGACCUCGGUUCUGUCAAAGAACCCAGCUACUGGAGCGGAUUCUAUGAGCUCGGAAAUGGCAAAUCAAAAGUCCGAACGAAUUAUCAAGGAGUUACAAGCGGUCUCUGCGAGGAUUGAGAUCAAGGUCAAAGAGCUGGAGAGCAGAAAACAGAGCGCCAUGGAAACCUUACGCAGCUAUUCUAGAGCACUCACAGAACAAUCUGAAUCUCCCAACGAGCCUCCGCUCCGCAGGUAUUCACUCCGCGGAGUCUGCACAGAGCCACAUGUAACCUACGUCUUGAAACGGAAUGAUAACAGCGAUCCGAAAGACGUAAUGGAAGUCGAUGGGGAGAAUAACAGUGGUUAUCAAUGGUGGAGACUCAGCUUCUCCACCGAAGAUGGUAGGACCCGUCAGGCUGCGAAGAGAGAGGCACAAGGUGAUUCUGCGGCGACGCAAGACGGUGAUGUCGUUGGUUAUACAGCUCGCAAAGUACGCGAGAUCGAAGUGCUCCGAGCGGCCCGCGAAGAGUGGAGGUCUGUCCUUCUUGUAUAUGCGAGCGACACCGCUAUGAGUGGGCAACUUGAGCUUGCGCCCACAUCGCUUCAGGCCUUCGUCACCAAGGAUAACGAGGCAUUCGCCGCCGAGUGCGAACAAAGCACUGCCAAUGCGGCUGCAGAGAACCCCCAGGACUCGUCCCCAAAGGCCUCUCAACCGCGACAAUCCACUACCCACCAGGGCCAGCAGGUAAAUGUUUUUGACUAUCAGGUUUCCGACUUCGAUAAUGACACCGACUCUGAGCAGGAAAUGAAAGAGAGGAAAGGAUCUAAGCUCGUACCUGGCACUGCGGUGAACCAAGCACCGAUGUCUCGCGCGUUGGAUGAUGAUUCGGAAUGGCACGCAGGAGACGACACAGAGAUGAUUGAUCACGUGGAGCACGCCUAG